Ostrinia furnacalis (Asian corn borer) is the source of this 1677-nucleotide messenger RNA. Its product is annotated as hemicentin-2. The transcript has 7 exons. Gene Ontology annotation, cellular component: neuron projection membrane. Gene Ontology annotation, biological process: synapse organization. Bases 1 to 879 code for a protein of 292 amino acids. Lineage: Eukaryota; Metazoa; Arthropoda; Insecta; Lepidoptera; Crambidae. The record is from RefSeq and is a predicted model, not a curated record.
AUGAAAUGGCGAGUGGCUGGCGGGAUGGGCUUACCACUUGCUGCCGCUGUCCUCUUCACGCUGCCUCUGUUCACGUCCUCCACGGGCGAUAUAAGACAUCACGGGACCUCCAGGGCGCGGGGCUGGCGCGGCGGCGUCCAGGCCAACGCUGACGUCACGGCCAACAACUCCAUCAGCAACGUCACUGCUCAGCUGGGCGGGACUGCUUACCUGCACUGCCUGGUUGGACACUUGAGCGAGAGAGGCCAAGUUUCCUGGAUCAGGAAAAGGGACUGGCACAUAUUGAGCUCCGGGAAGUUUACUUACACAAACGACGAGCGAUUUCAGGUCCUACACGGAGAAGGGUCUGAGGAUUGGACGCUUCAGAUUAAAUUUGUCCAAAAAAGGGACAAUGGCACCUACGAAUGUCAGGUGUCAACAAGGACAGGGAUUGUGUCCCACUACGUGCGACUACAGAUAGUGGUGCCGGAGGCGUUUAUACUGGGCUCUGGAGAACACCACGUCGACCUGGGAAGUGUCAUUCACCUCAUUUGUAUCGUUGAAAAGAGCCCAACACCUCCCCAAUACGUGUUCUGGUACCACAACGAGCGGAUGAUCAACUACGACGCGACGCGCGGCGGCAUCACAGUGGAAACGGAGCCGGGUGCUCGCACACAGAGCCGUCUCACAGUCAGAGGCGCCACGCUCAAAGACUCGGGGAAUUAUACGUGCAGCGCUAGCAACACCGAGCCCGCGUCGAUACACGUGUUCGUCUCUGAAGGCAGCAACAAAAUGGCGGCGAUCCUCCGUCGGAACACGAGCGCCAUCCACGGUAUAACGUCGAGCGCGACCUGCUUACUUCUGCUCGGCUCCGCGCUGUUGCACUUCGGCCUGCGAUGACGGUGGAGUGGCUAGAGCGGCCGUAGGUGACGGCGAAAGUCGGUGUUGACGGUGUAUCUUGUCGGUGAAAAGUGGAAACUUAAUUUUUAUUUGGAAGUCUUAGUUAGUUCAUUGAAGGGUUAGGAUGGCAUGAAUUUGAAGGAUGAACUCUGUCACUUAAUCAUGUUAAUAGGUACUUUCCUGGACAGUGAACUGCUAUAGCAUUCAUAACAAUAAACUUUUAUUGUGUCUGGGUUACUGUCGGGAAAGUGUUAAAUAGGGUCGAAAUUAAUUAUUUCUACCAGGAAAUUCUAUGUCUGAUUUGUAUGGAGGACACACAGUGUUAAAUUAUUAUCCUAAUGAUUCUAAUAACAAGAAUCCUAAAUAGGUAUUUAAUGCUUCGGAUGGCACAUAAAGCUAUCGGUCGAAUUAACAGGAGCAGGAAUUUAAACCUAUUUCGGGUCAUAAGUUCUAACCCCAGAAUUAUGACCUCAGAUGCUACAACCCCUAAGAUAGAUGUCACUGAGUAAAAGUAUGGAAAAUUCGUUCGUUUUUAGAAGCUAUUAGAAGAACAAGAUCAUCUAAAUUAUCGACUUUCGCCGUAUUGUUGCACGAAGCAGAUAAUGUACAGAGGAAUAGCAUUCAGGAGUGAUUCAAAGAUCCAAGCUAAUUCGUUCCUUCAAACGAUCAUAAUAGGGAACAAUUUUGCUUGGGAAUGAGGGUUUUCAUGAUUGAAAAAUCUGCCAGAUGGCAAUACGUAGACGCGAGGUCCAAAUGCUGCAUGAUUGGUUAUUUUUGACAUGACAUUGACAGAUAAAA